AUGUUACGUGAUUAUGUGGAAAUCUUUGCUUGGUCCUAUGAAGAUAUGCCAGGGUUGGAUACGGACAUUGUGGUUCACCGUUUACCGGUAAAAGAAGAUUGUCGUCCAAAGAAGCAGAAGGUUCAUCGCAUGCGUCCUGAAAUGUCAGAAAAGAUUAAAGCAGGGGUAAUGAAACAAUUUGAUGCAGGGUUCUUAGCUGUGACUUCUUAUCCUAAAUGGGUUGCAAAUGUGGUACCGGUACCUAAGAAAGAUGGUAAAUACACUACUCAGAAGGUCAUUAAAGGAAGUGUUGUAGCUGAUCAUUUAGCUCAUCAGGCAGUGGAUGAUUAUCAGUCAAUGAGUUUUGAAUUCCCCGAUGAAGACAUUAUGAUUAUUACCAAAGAACCUGGACAAUAUGACGGACCUGAACAAGGAUCCCGAUGGACUAUGGUUUUUGAUGGAGCUUUUAAUGCACUUGGUAAUGGUGUUGGUGUUGUGAUCAUUUCCCCUGAAGGUUGUCAUACCCCGAUUACUACAAGACUUUGUUUCUAUUGUACCAAUAACAUGGCUGAGUAUGAGGCAUGUAUCCUGGGCAUCAAAGCUGCCAUUGAUAUGAAAAUUCAGUUCCUGGACGUAUAUGGAGAUUCAGCCCUGGUAGUGAGUCAGAUUAAAGGAUAUUGGGAUACCAAGCAUGAAAAUCUUAUUCCCUACAGAGAGCAUGUGCUGUCUUUGAUCCCACAUUUUGAAGAGAUUACCUUUGGACACAUUCCACGAGGAGAGAAUCAGUUGGCAGAUGCAUUAGCCACCAUGGCAUCUAUGUUUGAGAUUAGCUGGGAUGAUGAAGCUCCCAAGAUUACUAUUGAUAGAUUUGAGAAGCCUGCAUACUGCAAUGAGAUUGAUACUGAAGGAGGAGAGGAAAAGCCUUGGUUCUAUGAAGUAAAAAGAUAUCUUGAAACUCAGGAGUUCCCUGAAAGGGCAUCUGUCAAAGAUAAGAAGUUUCUGAGGAGGUUUUCUGCUAAGUUCUUCUUGAGUAAUGGAAUUUUGUACAAACGCAAUCAUGAUUCAACUUUGCUUCGUUGUGUGGAUAAGAAGGAAGCAACAUAG
Lathyrus oleraceus (garden pea) is the source of this 1083-nucleotide messenger RNA. RefSeq lists its product as uncharacterized. Bases 1 to 1083 code for a protein of 360 amino acids. Gene Ontology annotation, molecular function: nucleic acid binding; RNA-DNA hybrid ribonuclease activity. NCBI's taxonomy places the organism in Eukaryota, Viridiplantae, Streptophyta, Magnoliopsida, Fabales, Fabaceae. The record is from RefSeq and is a predicted model, not a curated record. The transcript is spliced from 2 exons.